Fusarium poae is the source of this 432-nucleotide messenger RNA. RefSeq lists its product as uncharacterized. The record is from RefSeq and is a predicted model, not a curated record. Bases 1 to 432 code for a protein of 143 amino acids. The transcript has 3 exons. Gene Ontology annotation, cellular component: mitotic spindle midzone; DASH complex; mitotic spindle pole body. NCBI's taxonomy places the organism in Eukaryota, Fungi, Ascomycota, Sordariomycetes, Hypocreales, Nectriaceae. Gene Ontology annotation, biological process: mitotic cell cycle; attachment of spindle microtubules to kinetochore.
AUGUCCUACCCGACGCGACCUAUUUCCUCGCACAUGCGCGCACCGAGCGCCUCGGCAUCGUCGACCGGACAGUCACCAGCAUUACUAGCGCGUAUUGAAGAAAAGAAGGCUGAACUCGAAAAUCUUAAAGAGCUUCGAGAGCUCAGUGCUGCAGUCGCAACCCAAAUGGAGGCAUUGGAGCAAAGGCUUUCAACAUUGUCGGACGGGACAGAAGCAAUUGCAGCAGUCGUUGGAAACUGGCAUAAUGUGCUACGUGCCAUCAACAUGGCUUCUUCCAAGCUUUCAAAGACAGCAGCAGAUCACACACAAACACCCGAACAAGCGACGGGACCCCUUCCUCAAACUCUGGUCCGGAUCCCAACAGAGCAUGCGCCAGCAUUACAAGCCCAAGCAGAAGCAGCAGAAGCAGCGGCCGAGGAAGAACAAUCAUGA